AUGGCAGACUCUGAUCUGGAAGAUGAUUCGUACAGAGUGGAUAAGGAGGAGCGGCAUCGGCAAGCGGCGACCGCAACUGCCUGGGCAUCCGUGUCCUUGAUCACCGGGGUAGUAUUGGUCUAUACUGCCAUGUCGGGUUCGAAGUCCGAAGCCAUCUAUUUGAUGGACAAGGUGGUACGCUUCGACACAGCAGGGCCGUACGGCGAGGAUCUUGAAGGGGCGUCCCAAGUGCUGACAGCUCUGAUGCUGGUGCGCAUCAUGCUUUUUGUGGGCUUGGCGGUGGUCGUGACCAGCCUCAUCGGCAUCACUGCAAGCACUGGCAAGCAUAAAUGCCUCGCCGCCACGUACGGCUCCCUCUCUGUGGCUUGUGCCGGCGUGAUGCUGGUGUUGGCCAUGCAAGUGCUGCAGCGGAUAUGGGUGGUGACGCCUCUGGUAGAAAGACAGGUGGACCAUCUUUGCAAUGCAAGCAUCUACCUUCAGCCGGGGCUGCAGGGGGAGGGCUUAUGGCAGUUCUGGGGGGUUGGGCUGACCGCCCGCAGGUGA
This is a messenger RNA of Symbiodinium natans, 543 nucleotides long. The record is from the annotation of a GenBank genome assembly. NCBI's taxonomy places the organism in Eukaryota, Dinophyceae, Suessiales, Symbiodiniaceae.